Talaromyces stipitatus ATCC 10500 is the source of this 1786-nucleotide messenger RNA. Its product is annotated as C2H2 finger domain protein, putative. Gene Ontology annotation, molecular function: DNA-binding transcription factor activity; RNA polymerase II cis-regulatory region sequence-specific DNA binding. The transcript has 2 exons. Gene Ontology annotation, biological process: regulation of transcription by RNA polymerase II. Lineage: Eukaryota; Fungi; Ascomycota; Eurotiomycetes; Eurotiales; Trichocomaceae. The coding region runs from base 1 to 1323 and encodes 440 amino acids. The record is from RefSeq and is a predicted model, not a curated record.
AUGGCGGCUCUUGCAGUUCCUCCCCCCGGCAUGGGUCCCACGCUUGAUAUGGAUCCUGCGUCGCAGCCGCUCACGGCGCGUCGGCCAGCAGCUUCGAAUCUACCUGUAUUCGAGCUACCACCGCCAGCGAACUUUGGCCUUGUCAAUUCUUCCACCAAAUUUCCGUCACCUUCGGCCGGCAACCCCGUGUCGAACGUAAGCAGUCUCCUCACUCCGCCGUCAAAUCAUUCUGGUGAAGGCGCGAAUAAUUCGCUACCCCCCGGCCCGAGCAUUUCUACUACAAUUUCUGCAUCUCAGGAGGUCCCCUCAUAUCCGCCAUCGUGGCAAAAUCAGAGCUCGUAUACUUACGGUUCUCCGUCCCAGGCUUCCUGGGGCCCCAGUUCCACUAGUAUCUUUCCGCCACCACGGAGUGUGCUCUCCCCCACGUCAGCAUCGCUUGGUCGAAAUAGCGGCAGUCUGCCGCCUACGACGAGCGAUGGCAUGGCGUCGCAGUAUGAACUAAACCAUCAUCUACCCCCUUUCCAGCAACAGUCUAUACCCACUUCAUCACCUGCCUCUGCCACUUCCGUUAUAUCCCAUGGCCAACAUCCACAGCAGCAAGCUAUGGCUCACCUUCCCACGACUUCAGGGGCUUCAUCGCAUUAUCAGACGGCUACGGUUGAUAUGUAUUCACGGCCACUUGUGAGCCCGUUAUUCGGUCCUUCAUCUUCAGUCGGCGCCGGUCAAUAUCCUCCUUCGUAUGGAGCGUCGCCAGUGGGACAGAGUGGAUACGCACCUCGAUUACAGUCUGGGCCUAGUCAGUCUCCGCCUAUGCAACCUCCUCAUUUGGGUUACAGUCGGCCACCUUGGCCAUCAUAUUCGUUACCUGCGAUGUCAGGACCGAUCAUGACGAACGUACAUAAUCCUCAUGGACAGAUGUCGCUUGUGGGUAAUAUGGCUACUGGUAUGAUACCGGGGUUCACCAGCGGUCAUCUAGCGAGUAUGCAGCAUAUGUACGGCAGUCAUCCUUCGCAUCAUCAAGGCCAUGGCCAGUCUGCACCGCCAAAUGAUCGUCCUUUUAAGUGUGAUCAGUGUCCGCAAUCGUUCAACCGAAAUCACGAUCUCAAGAGACAUAAGCGUAUUCACUUGUCCGUGAAACCGUUUCCCUGUAAUCAUUGCGAAAAGAGUUUUUCACGCAAGGAUGCUUUAAAGCGACAUCUCCUUGUCAAGGGAUGCGGGAAAAACACGGAUACGAGCUCUAAUUCCGGUACCAAGGAUGACGAUACCCUGACCAAAGUCGAGUCACAAAGUGAUAAAGCGAGCCCCGUUUCCAACAGUAUCUGAACGAGCUGUUACACCCAUACAUGUAAACUUUUCCAACUUUUCUGUUUGUUUCUACUUUUCUCUGCAAAAUUCCUUCAUCGUCGUCUAAAUGUUUGUCAUUCUGAGCAAGGUGUCAGGAGGGUUGUUUGAGAUUUUUUUUUUUCUUGGGCGCAUUUUUCAUUGUUAUCUCAUCAUUAUCAUGUAUUUAUGUUUACGAUCAUGUUUCUUUUUUUUCCGUCUCUUCUCACGUCUCCAAUAUCGGCAGAACAGUACGCUUUUUUCCCCCCUUCAUUCUUCGAUUCUUGUUACCAAAUCAUUCUAUAUCCUGCCUUAUUUGUUUCUCUUUUCUAAUCGUAUCCGAAUAUGAUUGAAUGGUUUGGCUUUUGCAGUGGCAAGGAGAAAUAGCCCCUCAGACGGUUUGAUGUUUUUUUGUGUCUAUGAUUAUACAUAUUUGCACAUAUACAUACAUACUUCUCAUUCAUCC